This is a messenger RNA of Dermacentor silvarum, 1184 nucleotides long. RefSeq names its product disks large-associated protein 5-like. NCBI's taxonomy places the organism in Eukaryota, Metazoa, Arthropoda, Arachnida, Ixodida, Ixodidae. The transcript has 6 exons. Gene Ontology annotation, biological process: signaling; kinetochore assembly; regulation of mitotic cell cycle. The record is from RefSeq and is a predicted model, not a curated record. Bases 225 to 965 code for a protein of 246 amino acids. Gene Ontology annotation, molecular function: microtubule binding. Gene Ontology annotation, cellular component: spindle pole centrosome; cytoplasm; nucleus.
UGAUAAUGCAGGGUGGCGGGAAUUUUAGCGAGACCGUUGGGCAGACAGAACGCGCAGCAGGCGACAGCUAAUUCAGAACGACUGAACCGCUGCUACGUGUCGGCGUUCUGUGGUUUCUGCGGUUGCAGCAGUUGCAGUGUGUAGCAAGGCGCGAGCAUCGCAUUGUGACGACUUCACCGCUGCAUAGUUUGGUGGCCCUGCACACUUUCCACCGAAUUGUAGCCAUGGCACUUACCCCAGCACACUUCCGUGGUUUAGUAGAUGAAGAGACAAGGCGUUUGACAAACAUGUGCCGUUAUUGGGAAAGUGUCACUGCUUCUGAAGCCGACAUAUCCGAGGAAGCGCAAGGUUACAUAAGGAGUGCGACGGGACAAGCAAAGUUGCUCAUGACCGAGCGGUUUGCACAGUUCACUGGAUUGAUUCACGUUUGUGAGAACAACCUCGGGGAAAAGAAAACCACUUCUGAAGACCUUCAAGGUUUCUGGGACAUGGUUUAUUUCCAGGUAGAAGAUGUUAACAAGAAGUUUGAUCAGCUUACCAAAAUGCAGGAAAAUGCAUGGGAACUUGGUCAACAGGCAGAUGCUGACAAAGCAAACAUGCCAAGAGUUGGAUUGAAAACUAAUAAUAUGAAGACCACAAAACCUGUAUCAAGAAAAUGUCUGCCCACAGAGACGCAGAAAGCAAGGAUUGCAGCAUCACGAAAGCGUCUUGCUGAAGCAAAAGCUCGCAUGGCUACCACAGCUACUGCACAAGCAUUUGCUGGAGCUGCUGACAAAGAGAAUGCUGUUCUCUUCGAAGCACCAAACUUCUUUCUUGUGUCAAGCCCUGCUCGACCAAAGCAAAAUAAACCAAGAUGCCCGCAAGGAACACCAAGAAGCCUUCAAAAAACUCCAAAUCGAAAGGAUUUUUCACCACUGAUGCAUGUUACACGAUCAGCAAAAAAAGCACUCCUUCAGCAUAACUGAAGGAUUUUUCACUGAUCUGUGGGGAAAAAAAAAACACCUGCAUAAAUGAGCGAACGCCUUUAUUCAUUUUCUUGGGCAUCAACAAAAAUUAUUUCUAAUUCCUACAUGACAAUGUACUUCAAAGUGUAAAGUUUUUGCAACACUAAAGCACAUAGCAAGAUUUACUAUUGCUGAUAUUCACCUUUCAUGUCUUUCCAAAUAAAUGCUUGUUGGUCUGCA